Messenger RNA from Adineta ricciae, 555 nucleotides. The record is from the annotation of a GenBank genome assembly. Lineage: Eukaryota; Metazoa; Rotifera; Eurotatoria; Adinetida; Adinetidae.
AUGAUGGGGGAUUUUUAUCCAAACAAUGAUAGUAUAUUUAAUGAAGCACAAAGACUUGUCGAGAGAUUGAGUGAUGACGAGUUGAAAAAUUUGAUGACCAAUGAUGCUGAGGUGACAAAAUUCGUUCAAAAGUUACCCGAAGUUCAAAGAUUGGAAAGUAUUCGAGAAAGUUUGAGAGAAAAUAACAAACGACUAGCUGAAGAAAAUCUGCAACAACAGCCGAACUUGGCUCACGAGAAAAAAAAACUCGCCGAAAUACACGAACAAUUAAGAAAAAUGAAAGAGGAAUACAACAAUAUACGAACACAAUAUGACGAUCAAGGAAGUGAGACAAAUCCAGAGAUCGCUUAUGUUCUCUUACAGACAGCGGCAUCAGACUUGGAGCGAAAAACCGAACAAACAGCUGAGGAUUUUUUCUAUGGUGGAAAAACCGAAGAUGAAGUAACAGAUUUCGAACGUCGUUUUAUCGAAGAUCGAAAACGUGCGCAUGAAUUAAAGAUCAAAGCCGACAAAUUCCAAGAAUUACUACAUGUUGCCCAAUCUACUAUAUUUUAA